Messenger RNA from Theobroma cacao (cacao), 1359 nucleotides. Its product is annotated as telomere repeat-binding factor 4. Gene Ontology annotation, biological process: nucleosome assembly. Gene Ontology annotation, molecular function: double-stranded telomeric DNA binding. Gene Ontology annotation, cellular component: nucleosome. Lineage: Eukaryota; Viridiplantae; Streptophyta; Magnoliopsida; Malvales; Malvaceae. The record is from RefSeq and is a predicted model, not a curated record.
AAAGGAAUGGCCGAAAUUGAGGUGAGAAUAGGUGGACUUUUGGUAGGCGGGAGCCAAAAACAGGAUUUUUUUUUUUUUCCCCUUUUUUUGUCAUUCCCUUCCAAAAAGAAAAACCCUCCACAAAAUUACAAACAGAGAUCUUUAACUCAGCAGCUUCACACCAAAAUAUAGUUUUUUUUUUCCUUGGUGUUUUAGCGUUGUAGCGAGGGAGAUACACAGAGCGAGAAGGGUAGAAUGGGAAAUCAGAAGCAAAAAUGGACGGCGGAAGAAGAGGAGGCGCUUCUCGCCGGAGUCGCCAAACACGGCCCUGGCAAGUGGAAGAACAUUCUUAAAGAUCCCGACUUUGCCCCUUACCUCACUCACCGCUCCAACAUUGACCUCAAGGACAAAUGGCGAAAUUUGAGUGUUAGUACUUCUGCUCAAGGCUCCAGAGAUAAAUCAAGAGCACCUAAGGUGAAAGCCAUUGUUGCUUCCCUUCCCAACACUCCCAGUUCUGCUCCAGCUGCUUCACGUGCUCACAUUGUAACUACUGAUGCUGUGGUGGGUGAUGCUUCAAACAGCUCCUUAGAUGGGAAGAAUGCUCCUAGGUAUAACACAAUGAUUUUUGAAGCCCUUUCAACCAUUAAAGAUACAAACGGGUCUGAUAUUAGUGCAAUUGUAAGCUACAUUGAGCAAAGGCAUGAGGUUCCACCAAAUUUUAGAAGGUUACUAAGUUCAAGGUUGAGAAGACUUGUUUCUCAAGGCAAACUGGAAAAGAUACAAAAUUGCUACAAGAUCAGAAAAGAUAUCUUGAUGGGAACGAAAACACCUACCCCUAAACAAAAAGAUAUUAGGUUACGGCAGAAUUCUGGUGUAGUGAGUUCUGGUGAAACAAUGGAAGAAGCAGCAAUUACAGCUGCCUAUAAAGUUGCUGAAGCAGAAAAUAAAUCAUUUUUGGCUGCUGAAGCAGUUAAGGAGGCAGAAAGAGUAUCAAAAAUGGCGGAAGAUACAGAUUCAAUGCUACAGCUAGUGAAAGAAAUCUAUGAACAGUGUUCGCGUGGUGAAAUUGUUCUUUUGGCUUGAGUCUUAGCUUCCUAGGAUGUAACUGAUAGGAGUCUUUCCUCUAUAAUUUUUGGAAUCUGUAUCUAUGUAAAUUCAUUGAUCGUGGGGAUAAAUGCCUCGGCAUUUUAUUGAAAUGCAUGGGAAAUUACGCCCAUCCAAAGAUCAAUGAUGAAUCAUAUAAAAUCAAUGUACAAUUAGCCCAUCAUAUUGAGAGCGGAAACUAGUUUUGAGUUUUGGAAGCAAUGCAUUUAGGGGAAUGUACAUUUUAGAAUGAUAUACUGAAUAAACAUCUUUAGACCUUGGCUUGGUGCUGCGUAA